Caenorhabditis bovis is the source of this 633-nucleotide messenger RNA. NCBI's taxonomy places the organism in Eukaryota, Metazoa, Nematoda, Chromadorea, Rhabditida, Rhabditidae. The record is from the annotation of a GenBank genome assembly.
AUGAUUGGAAUGAUGAAUAGCGGCGCGGAGACGUCCGUCGAGUUUUAUGCGGCGGCGCGACAAAGCAGUCUCUAUGAUAACCGGAAAUUAAGCCGCGAUUUUAGAACCUAUACACCUGAAGGCCGAGUGCUCAUCAAUGGCGAGCCACUUUCUCCGCAUGGAGCUGAGGAGAUGUGGAGUAAACUGAUCAUCAAGUCUGCUGCCCAAAAAAUUAUCAAAAACGAAAGUGGCACAUUGGCAAAAAUUCGCAGACUUUCGGAGAAACUGAAAUUCCGCAAAUCAACCACAAAUCCAAAAUCGGCUGCAAUUUCCGACGAUUUUGCGACAAUUGUGACCAAAGCAGCUCAGAAUCAACGCGCUGAGCAGGCCGCCAUUUACAACAGCGUCGGAAAAAGCGAUGAGGAAGAGCCACAAGAUACCAGAUAUGUGACUACUAUUCGUAUUGAAAGCAUGGAUCUUGAUGAGCAAAUUACUGAUCCAAUUCCGCCAGCCUUACUCGAAGAAGAUAGUGUCCUUGCGCGUCUUUACGUGGAAUCGGAAAGAUUGGAGCGCGAGCAACGCGGACACGACAGCGGCAAAGGGAGCCUUGAGACUGUCUCACAUGAUUCUGACGUCAUCGUUGAGAAAUUCUGA